This is a messenger RNA of Filobasidium floriforme, 503 nucleotides long. RefSeq names its product transmembrane proteins 14C-domain-containing protein. The record is from RefSeq and is a predicted model, not a curated record. The transcript has 5 exons. Gene Ontology annotation, cellular component: membrane. Bases 70 to 384 code for a protein of 104 amino acids. Lineage: Eukaryota; Fungi; Basidiomycota; Tremellomycetes; Filobasidiales; Filobasidiaceae.
GGACCACAGCGCUCACUCGAAAGAUCAAAGAAACUCUCUACAAGGACUCAUCGACCAGAAACCAGAAAGAUGUCUCACCACCCUGCUUACACUAUGGGCACACUCUGUUUUGUCGGAGGUGCCGCCGGCUACGCUCGGACCCGUUCGAUCCCGUCCAUGGUCGCCGGUCUCGCCCUCGGAUCCAUGUUCAUGCUCAGCGGUUUGAGGAUCAAGGAGGGAAUGAGCUACGGGUAUGAAGGAGCCACUGGCACAUCGCUUGCGCUCGUAGGAGCCAUGGUACCACGAGCUAUCAAGACCCGUGGACCUAUCCCAAUCGCUCUCGCUACUGCCGGGACGGCCGCUGGUGGAUAUUACGCCAAGGCCGUCAGAGAUUACAGCCUCUAAUUGCUGAGCAUUCAGCGUUGCUGAUGGUCACAAUACUGCUCGGCGACAUACUGUAUAUCUAUAAGGAUAGAGACGCCCUCCUACUACAAUAUGAACAUGAAUCAUACAACCAGCGUGGA